Molecule: messenger RNA, 1656 nt
Organism: Gambusia affinis (western mosquitofish)
Lineage: Eukaryota; Metazoa; Chordata; Actinopteri; Cyprinodontiformes; Poeciliidae
Product: sialic acid-binding Ig-like lectin 7
Exons: 10
Coding region: 171-1352 (393 amino acids)
Source: RefSeq, a predicted model, not a curated record
AUGGAAUUGGGUCACUUCAGUGUGAACGUCACCUAUACUACUCGACAGUUGGUAGUUACCAGAGCAACCAAUAACUGCCAGCUCAUUCCCUUGUCUUAACAUCUGUAACUGCGGGGCAGUCGCUGCUGGGCUGAACCACCAACUUCACCUUUUUUCCUGUUAGUGAGCUGAUGGAGGGAUGUAAGGGAGUGAUGGCAGUCCUGUCUGAGAACCUGCUGACAGUCAGCAUGUUGCUGAGUGUCUUUUUUCUUCCAGGAAUUCAGACUGACUGUCAUUCGACUCACAAGGGUAUCAACAUUACUGCGCCAAAGCAUGUUGUUGCUCUGAGUGGAUCCUGUUUGCUAAUUCCAUGUAGCUUCACUGAUGACAAGUUAAUGAAGUUUGACAGCAGAAGAAAAACAUUUGGAAUCUGGGUAAAAAAAUCAAUCUUCAUUGUCACUUUUCCACGGAAUGUAGUUUACAACAGCAGUUGGUCAGGAAGCAAAUCUGGAAUCAACAUAAUUGGAAGUCUAAGUGAGAGAAACUGCACAACUGUGUUUUCUAAAAUGAUGCAACAACAUGGCGGUAAAUACUUCUUCAGAGUUGAAAGCGGGCCGUUCAGAUCAUUUGCUACCUGUGAUCCUGUUCAAGUGACAAUUAAAGAUUCCGCUUGGAGCCCCAGGGUUGAAAUCUCAGGUGAAAUGAAGGAGAAGAACUCUGUCACCGUAACGUGCUCAGCUCCCACUCCCUGUCCACAAUCACCUCCUGGACUCACCUUGAACCUCCAACCAAACCCUCUCAGACAGAUGGAGAGGAACACAGAUGGAACGUUUACAACUACAAUCCAGCAGAACGUCACUCUGUCAGAGAUCCACGACGGAUACAACAUCACCUGCUUUGCCAGAUAUCCUAUGAAUGGAUGGGAACCCAAGACAGCAAAUACAGAUGUGACUCUCAGUGUUUCCUAUUCUCCAAAGAACACCUCAGUAUCCAUCACUCUAAUAAAAGGUAGAUGGGUGGAGAUGCAUUGCUCCAGCAGAGCCAAUCCUCCAGUCAGCACCUUCACCUGGUUCGAGAAAACCUCAAUUGGAGCCAUGAAAGUAGCUGAAGGAGAACAUUAUGGACUCCAUGUCACUGAGAAGGGAACUUAUUACUGUGUGGCCACGAAUGAUGUUGGUAGUCAGGCAUCUCCAGAGAUUCAUCUGGGUCUUCCAGCAAUGGCGGUUGAGCUCGCGCAUGAAGUUCUUGGAAGAAAAGGAAUUGAGAGUGCUGAAGUUCAAAUUCCAAUUCUGACAGUAUUAGGGAUUGUGAUGCUUGUCUGCGUGCUCAAAAUCAUCCUUUGGCUUCACAGGAAGAGACCCUAUACUCCAUAACGGCUCGGUGGAGGUGUAGUUCCAAACUGUUCUCAUGACAGAAAAUCUUCCCAAACAAACAAUACUCCACUUACUGACUAACUGGGCCUUGGAUUGUGAGUCGGUUCCACUGAGGGAGCUGUUUAACAUGAGGAUCUAAACUUCUUGAUAAAACAGCUUCCUCCGUGCACAGCGGCAGACAGACAGGAGACGACGUACACACAGAUCUCCAGAUCUCUAAGAAAAAGCAGCUCAGCAGAGUCUGACUGCCCAGAGGUCAUCAACACACAAGGGAAUAAAUAUUGUCCUCUUUUGGAUAAAGACA